GGCAUAAUAAAGCCUGCGGAAAGUGGGAGAUAUCAUCAUCAUCAUCAUAUCAAAAACCUAACUCCCAACCUACAGUUCAACCUCACAAUUUAAUCACCGUUUUAAUGAAACCCAACCAACUUCUCCCUAUUGGUAGUGGACCGUUGCGGCAUUCCGACAAACACCUACAGCUCUUUCUUUGCCCCACACACCACACUCACACUGCUCCUUCAUCCACCUUUAAUUUCCCCUCUUCUCUGUUCGCCCAAAACAGAGCACUUAAAAAAAAUGGAGAAUCAAAUCUUGAGCAUCGUCGCCGGAGGAGUCGCUUGCUGGACGGCGGCAUUCAUCUUGGCCAGGAACAUGUUCCCCAAGCGCUCCUUGGAGUUCUGCAACCGCUUGGUCUCGACAUUGCACGCCAUUUUGGGUGUCACUUUAGCUUCGCUGACGGUAGCUGAUUGGCGCCGCCCGGUUUCCCCAGUGGCUGCGGAUUCUUCCCCGCGCCAGAUGCAGACGCUGGCGGUGAGCCUCUCGUACAUGAUUUACGAUCUGGGUUGCUGUAUGUUCGAGAGGAGGGUGGAUAUGGCGAAUGCGGUUCACCAUUUGGUCAGCAUUGUUGGAAUUGGAGCUGGGCUUGCUUAUCAGAAGUGUGGGACAGAGAUGGUGGCUGCUUUGUGGGUGACUGAGAUUUCGAGUCCUUUUCUUCACUUGAGAGAGCUGCUCAAGGAGCUUGGUUACAGAGACACCCAAUUCAACUUUGCAGCUGAUAUUGCUUUUGCUGCGAUUUUCUCAUUUGCAAGAAUGGGGUGUGGGCCUUAUCUCACUUAUGUGGUUCUGGCUGCCAACAAUCCACUCAUUAUUAAGGCAAUGGGAUUGGGGCUACAACUGGUCAGUGCAUUCUGGUUCUACAAAAUUGUUAGGAUGGUGAGAUACAAGGUUACCAAAUGGACUUCUACUUCUACUUCUGCCACAAAAAAGGCAAUUUGAACUCAAGUGCAGUAGGCUAGUUCCAUUUCUAUCUAUGUACAAACAACAUAGCCAUUAUCUAUUGUGUAAGUGAAGAAUUGGUUACAACAACAAGAUACAAAAGAAGUCCCCUUCUUCAAUGGACAAGGCUCGGACGAACACUUUAACUUGGUUACAAAUUACUAGUCAGUACUAUUUUCUGCUCUUUUCCAAAAUAUGCGUCAUAGUGGGCACUCGAUUCCAACUUCUUGCCCUCGUUAAGAUUCCACACAACCUAAAAGAUCAAAUGGAUGAGUAAUGUGAUCAUGAAUUUGACCGUGGGCUCGCAAUGGAAUGAGG
Linum tenue is the source of this 1284-nucleotide messenger RNA. The record is from the annotation of a GenBank genome assembly. Lineage: Eukaryota; Viridiplantae; Streptophyta; Magnoliopsida; Malpighiales; Linaceae.